AUGAUUUGUUUACAUAGUGCCCGACAAUAGUUUGGUUUGGAGCAACUUUGUGAUCAAUUGAAAAGUAUUUGGAAAUUCCAAAUACAGAAGAACAUCGAUCGAAUUGGAAAAUUUCGCAUUAUUUUGGGCGCAGUUUUUCGCGCUCCAAUUUGAGCGAGUGUUAGUGUGUGUAUGUUUUAUUUGUAUAUGUGUGCGUGUGUGUGCGUCAAUAUAUCACAUUGUCAAUCAAUUUGAUGGUAUUUUGUACCAAAGUGAUCGUAAAUCAAUUUACGAUUAACACAAGUCAACGACUCGUCACUUCGGUUUUAGAUCGACAGUUUCGAGAAAGAAAAACACCGAGAAACACUUUUAUGACUCACACUGAACAAUGGAUAAUGAGAUAAUUCGAUUUUUGGAUGAUACUUUGACUGUAUUACGACAUGUUCCGGGUGAGAAUGCUGUUUUAAUUGUGAAAUAUGAUCAACCGCCAAGUCAUUGUUUACCACUUGAAUUCACUUGGAAACGAGAUGAUUUUCCAAUCGAAAAAUCGGAACGAUAUCGCAUUGCACAAAAUAAAAAUGCCAUUCAAUUAGCUUUAGAUCAUGUGCAGCGUGAGGAUGCUGGACACUACACACUAUUCGCGAAAACGAAAACCGGUAAAAUUUCACGAAAAGACAUUGAAUUAGUUGUCGAAGAUAGAUCAAGCGGCGAUGAUCCGCCCACAUUUGUUCGCCGUCUGACCGACCUGUCUGUCAAAGUUGGUACACGUACCAGACUCUUAGUGGAGAUUCGAAGCUCAUCACCGGUCAAGGUUACAUGGUUUCGAAAUGAUCGUCGAGUAUGUGAAAAUAAUCAUGUUCGUUGUGUGAAUGAAGGGAAUUUUUAUUGCAUGGAAUUGACACCGGUCAGUUUGGAUGAUGUUGGACGAUGGAUGUGCAUGGUUGAAAAUGCAAGCGGUAGAAAUUCAUGUUUGGCUGUUCUCAAUGUGCUGGUACCAAAAGCGUACAAAGCGCCCGAAUUUGUUGAACAUUUACGUGCUCUGCUCACCGAACAAGGAACCGUUUCGUUGGAAUGUAAAGUAAUUGGUGUGCCAACACCAUUUUUAAGAUGGUUCAAAGAUUCAAAAGAGAUAAAAGCGGGCGAUGUAUUCGCAUUGACAGCAAACCCAGACGACCCGACGUCACUGGGCACUUAUACAUGUGAGGCGGUCAAUUGUAUGGGUCGCACCUAUUCCAGUUCAAAAUUGCAUGUGGUUGGUAAAGGAAGUCGUGAAGGUUCACUCAAACCAGCUGAUAGUAUGAAUCAUCAUGGAACACCGCCGAUAUUCACCGAUGAAUUGAAAAAUUUAAAAAUAAAACUUGGCGACGCAAUCACCUUGGCGACACAAGUGGUGGUACCGCCGUGGCCAAAAUCAGUUGUAUGGUACAAUAAGGGAGGUCGUGUCGAAGCCAAUGAAAAUGUUCGCAUAGUUGAAGAUGGCUUGGGAAUGUAUAUGAUCGAAAUAAAAGAGUCAAAUAGCAACGACGAAGGAGAAUGGAAAGUAGUUGUAAUCAGUAUUGAUGGAAGUGUCGGUAUUUCAACCUGCACCGUUGAAAUGGACAUUCCGAAAAAUUAUCGAAAACCACGAUUUAUGGAAAAUCUAAAAGCUGUCCUCACCGACGAAGGUCUGGUAUCGUUCGAAUGUAAGGUGGUUGGUUUUCCAACGCCUCAAUUAAAAUGGUUCAAAGAUGGCCAAGAAUUAAAACCGGGCGAUGUUUAUCAAUUGACUGGCACAAAUUCACUGGGAACGUAUUGUUGCGUUGCCAAAAAUUGCAUGGGCGAAACAAGCAGCACAGCCAUACUAACGGUUGAAGAUAUUCAAGAUAAAUUAAAUGACGAUGAACGUCUUGUUUACACCCAGAAAAUAAAUCAACCGCCCAAAUUCGUUCAAGGUCUUGAAAGUCAAGAAGCCAAAAUCAACGAAGAUUUUCGAUUUUUUAUCGAAGUUUCAAGUCAACCGGAACCAAAAUUAUCGUGGUAUCGUGAUGAAUUACCAAUUGAAGAUUCAGAGCGUUAUGUGAUUUUGCGUGAAACGUCCGCCAAUUGUCAAUUACUGAUUCGAAAGAUCGAAUUUGUAGAUCAGGCUGAAUGGAAAUGUGUUGCAACAAAUGAUUACGGAACUAGUGUCACAUCGUGCUUUUUGAAGUUGCAAAUUCCACGGCAUUAUAAAAAACCGAAGUUUCUCGAAUGCCUUCGUGCCAUUCUAACGGAGGAAGGAGCGGUUAAUCUCGAAUGCAAGGUGAUCGGUGUUCCGCAACCAGUUUUAAAAUGGUAUAAAGACGGCAUUGAGCUGAAAGCUGGUGACAUUCAUCGAAUAAUAUCAGGUCAAGAUGGCACUUGUUGUCUUGGCACGUAUACGUGUGAGGCGAAAAAUUGUAUGGGUAUUGUGGCCAGUUCAGCCUCAAUUUUGGGCUUUGACGAUGCAGUCAAAUCGAAUUCAAAUACAAAUGCAGAACUUCAACGAAAUCAUUCGUUGUCCACAAUAAACGAAGAACGAUCAUCUCAAUUAUACGAAACACCGGCCGAUGUAACACAAAAGUCAGACGUUUCGUUUAGUUUUGAUGGCAAAGAAGUGAGUGUAUCGUUGUACGAAACGCCCGAUCUAACCGAAGAGGAGGCAUUACAAAUUGUCGAAAUGUAUGCCGAUCAAAUUUCCGAACAUGUUACCGAACACAAUAUUGUCGAAUUGCCACCGUUACGUUUUGUUAAAGAAACAUCACAAUCGGGCAAUUUACUGAUGGAAGCGGUUAUCAUUGAUGUUGCAUCCGAGUAUUUCUUGAACGAAGAAGAUAUGCGAACCGAAGCCGAUCUCGAUAAUGUUUCAAUUAACGAGGUCAGUCUUCAUGGUUUGACGACCAUUGACGAAUCAUUGACCGGUGACGAAUCACAUCAUUCAAACAAGCAUCAUCGAGAUGAAUCAAUAAUGAGUGGUGAUGUUGACGAUUACUUUAGCUUAUCUCGAGCGACUAAAAUGAGCGAAGAUGGAAAUGAUGAUGAUGAUAAUACAGAAGAAUUAUUGAGCGCAAGAGAUUCAGAGAAACACCAAUCAAUGGUACAUGAUGCCGAAGACUUUGUUAGUUUGGAGCAUUCAAGUAAAAGUAGCAGCCGAAAGCGAAAGGUGUCAUCAUCACAAACCGAUGAUCCGGCAAAAAAGCAUAUCGUUGAACAACACGACAUUGAAGAAAAUCUAAAUGCAGUGGUGCCGUUAGCGAAGCUAAUUGAAAUUCUUGAACGAAAUUUAAGUACAAUCAAAGAAGAAGUGCAUGCACAAUCGGCUCUAAUGAUGUCACCGGCAUCGGUUGACGGAAGUUUGACUAUUGUUCGUAAUAUUUUGGAGCCAAUAACUCAUAUGCGACAACAGCUAAACGAAUACAAUGGCCAAUCGUCGUUGGAAGCGUUAUUCACCGAAGUUGGAAGUGAUUUUGAAAAGCUUCAUCAAGCAUUGACUGUAGUUGAAAAAUGCGUAUCGAUGGAUGAAGUUGGACAUACAAUGGUACAACGAACUAGCGUAUGUGUUGUUGAUAGUGUUGGUGAAGAAUUUGUUCAACUAUUCGAUACAAUCGAACAAAUUGCCGAAAAUAAAAGCCAAUCAAGUGUUAAAAAUGAAAUAAAAAUACUCAUGACUGAUUUACGCAUGGGAAUCCGAAUCACACAAGAUACGAUCAAAACUCAAACAUUACUUCAAGAAGCAAAUGCAAUUGAGGUGGCUCAACACAUUACCGAUACAAUGGAACGUGUACAAAAUGUACCCGAAUCGGUGCCAUUUGAAUCAUUGUCAACGAAUCAAUUGCCCGCCGAAGCACAAAAUUUCAAAAAUGUUUGCCGAUCCAUUGUUAAAAUGCAAGAAAUUUUGGAUUCAACCGAUUCAAAUGCUGCACCCGACGAAGUGCUACGCAAUUUAAUGCAGCCAAUAAGUUCGCUUGAAAAUGAAAUUGCAUCAAUCGAACAAAUUUUGAAUGCCGAACAAAGUGGUGUUGAAGAGACACUUGAAGAAAAAAUCAACAUUGUGUUAUGGGACACUGUGACACCACCAAUGUACGAGCUAUUCAAAUCGUUGGAAACAUUGGAAAGUCAAUCGCCGACACAUGCAAUUGAGGUUUGUGAUGCAAUUUUACCACCGUUACAAGAAAUUCAAAAUGGUUUGGCGCGCAUUGGUCAAGACAUCGAAAACGGUACAUUGGGACGACAUUCACCGCCCAUUGAAAAUACAGACACAAAACGUAUCAUUGAUAGUGUUAACCAAAGUCUCAUCUAUAUGGGAAGCAACAUAGAAGCGCAACCAUUGAGCGAUAGUGUAAGAGAUUCAUUCAUCAUGUUAAGAGAUCAACUCAGCAAUUUAAUGACAAACGCCAUUGAGUGUGAUGAAAAUAGUUGCCUGACCAUUUUAGGAUCGAUUAAAAAACCACUCGAUGAUUUAAACUAUUGUUUCCGUCAAAUGGAAGAACGUUCAACAUCGCAAUCAACUCAAGAAAUAUUGGAUCCAUUGAAUGUGCUCAAAGAUAGUGUUCGCCGAUGUGGUGAGAAAAUUUCACUAAAUCAACAAACAUUAAAAUGUCAAACCAUUCUCAGUGAAUUGAGACAACAAAUUGACGCAACCGAACAAAAUAUUAUUUUGGUUCCAUGGUUGCGUGUUGCCGAAGAGGAUGAACUAUCGGGUAGUUCAAUGUCACAAAAUAAAGUGGUUUCAAUAAAAUCGAUGCCAGAAAAAAGUAUUCAACAAAUUGUGGAAACAAUUGUCGAUGUAAAUCGUUAUAUUGCCAGUCUGCAAGAGCAUACACAAUUUGAAGAGGCCACCGAUUUGGAUGUGAAGAAUAUACCAUCGUUGUCAAUGUUAGCCAAACCGUUACAGGCAAUACAACAAAAUUUGCAAGAAAUGCAAGAGACGACACAAGAUCAAGCACAACUGUCACAAUCAAAUGAAAACCAAUUGAAAUUGAUACAAAUGCUGGUCACUCCGUUGGAAAAUGUACGCGAAUCACUGAAAGUUAUCGAAGUCAACACCGACGAUCCACUGCAAUCAAUUUCAAGCCAAGAUAAUUUAUCGGAUUUCAAAGAAUUGGCAAGACCAUUGAAGGAAAUGCAUGAAUGCAUUGCAUUGAUUCAACAUGAAUCGAAUUUGGGUGAAAUGGCUGGAUCGUUCAGUGCCGAUGCACAGCCAGAAAGUGUCAAAUUUGCCAAACCAAUUGUGGAAUUGAAGAAAAAUGUGGAAAUUAUUUUGCAACAUAUUUUAGAUGCACCCGAUGACCUAUCCACGAUGGACGACAUAUCAAUGAUGAAAUCUGUGGCAGAACAAUUGCCGCAUGAUGAUAGUGAAAAGUUUACGCCAAAUAUUACCAAACCAGAUGUUCAAUGGCCAAAAGAAUCAAUCGAAAUUAUGACACUAAAACGAAAUCUGCAAGAAUUUCAAAAGGAAUUAAUGAGUAAUCAGUCGCAAUCGGUCACACAAAAACACUUAAAUACCGUUUUAACCGAAACAGUAUCGAAAAUAAAUGAAUUUGAUGUGGAAAAUCUCAGCGAAAAUGCAAUGGAACAGUUAACAAAGCCAUUGCAAAAGCUACACGUUUCAAUUAUGAAGGCGAAACAAGCUGAAUCCAUUGUUGCAAUUGAUAAAUUACAAAAAAGCGUAUCACAUAUGCAAAAAUGCAUUUUCGAUCAUAUCGGAUUUGGUGGAUUUGAUAAACAGGAAAUUACGGCCGUUCAAUUUGCCGAAUUACAUCGAUGCGUAGUUACAAUACCCGAACCAUUGCCCAAUUUAGCGAUAACAUUGGAAACAUUUGCCACUGUUGAUGACAUUUCAAUACUUCAUUCAAUUCAAGAGCCAAUCAAAGAAUUGAAACAAAUUAUUGACACAAAUCCAGAAGGAUUCACCGAUGCCGAUCACAUAAAUGAUGAGAAUUUGGCAACAUUAAAAUCGGUGGCUCAGCCAUUAUUGACAUUGAAAAAACAGGCUCAAUCAUUGGACGAAUGUACAUUGCAAAAAUUGCAUGCAAUUUCAUUUUCGGAAGAAGAAAAUUCCGAUUCAGCACCAUUGUUGCCACUCAUCGAUUUAAUUGUUUGCAUGGAAAGUAUUGAUCUGCAUACGAUUGAACAAUUUGCAAGAUCAGUUGCGCCCGAAAUUGUGCCAGAGGUGGUUGUAAGUGUUGAAGAAUUGAAACGUUGCAUAUCGAAUACACAACGCGAAGAAACGGUUAAGGCUUUGCAUGAAAUAUCAUCGGUAACCGGAUUGGAGGGAUUAAAAUCAAUUGCUGAACCAUUACAUGAAUUACAGCAUUACAUUGAGAGCAGUCAAGGCGCUGAACAAAGUGAAUCACUCAGUGAAUUGGAAUGUUUGUCGCAAUUAAAAGAAGUGGCCAAACCUUUGAUCGAAAUUCGAGAUUUUGUGGCAACAACCGAAGGUCAAAUGGCUAUUCAAAUGAGCACCGACAUAUCAGAGACCGAUGAUUUGAAAACAAAAGCUCAACCACUGUUGGAGCUAUUGACAUGCAUUGAUCAAAUCAAAGAAACCGUUUUCGAACAUUUAACCGAUUUAUCAAAUCAAGAAGAUAUCUCUGCGUUACAAAUAACAGCUGACAAUCAACAGCGAACGGCAAAUGUGGUACUUUUGCCAGAACUUGAGCGAUGCGUUCGUAAUGUACAAGAACAUGGUACAAUUGAUAAUUUAGAAGAACUUUCGAUCAUGAGCAAUUUAUCCGAAUUGAAAACACUGGCACAACCAUUGCGAGAAAUUCAGCAUUCACUUCAAGUGCACACGGCCGAUUUGAUGGAAACCGAACAAAAUUUGGUCAAUAUUGAAAAUACGGCAAUUUUAACGGAAAUCGCAAAACCAUUGACCGAAUUGCGUGAGUAUGUUACAAGUGUAAAAGGACAACAGGAAUUGGUUCAAUUAGCCAAAGAUCUGUCCGAAAUUGACAAUGAAGAUCUAAAGACUCAUGCUCAGCCAUUGCUUGAAUUAAUUGAAUGCAUAAAUAAAUUCAGCCCUGAGACGGUUGAACAUGUGGCUGAUAUGAGCACACAACAAAACAUCUCUGAAUUGGAAAUGACCGAUGACAAUCGCCGAAAACGAUGCGCCAACGUAAAAUUAAUACCACAAAUUGUGCAUGCCAUUUCUGAAACACAACAGUUGGACACAUUACAGGCGGCUGGCGAUCUUCAUAUGGGAACGUGCGACUUGAGAAAAGUUGCGAAACCUUUGCAUGAAAUGCAACACUACAUCGAAAGCAAUCAAUUGCAUUCGUUGCAGGAGACAAACAAUCUGAGUGAAAUGGAAAAUAUUUCAUUGCUAAAAGAAAUGGCAAAACCGUUAAUGGAAAUUCGUAAUUUUGCCAUGAGCACAGACGGUCAAGUUAUUCUUGAAAUGCAAGAUGAUCUAUCAAUUUCUGAUCGUACAAAAUUGUUGGUAAAACCAUUGGUUGAUCUAUGUCUAUGUGCCACAAACAUUGAUUUUAAUCUCAUCGAACCGGAAGCAACGCAUGAGGAUAUUUCCGAAAUGGAAACCGUUACGGAGAUCGAUGAAUACGCCAAAGAAGUGGACGUUUUUCAAAACGAAUUAACAUCGAGCCUCGUGAUUUUGGGCCAAUGCAUUAAUGAUGUUCAAAUAAAAACCGUUCAAUUGAUGUCAACCAAUAGACAUUUCGCAGUUUUAUCGAAACCGCUUGACGAAGUGAGAAAUGCAAUCAUUGAAUCAACACAACAAAUCAAUGAGCCAGCUGAUUGUGAAACAAUUGCUCAGCAAUUAUGUCAUUUACGUGAAAAUUUGGCCGGUUUAAAUCCCGAAUUAUCAACGGAACCAACACCAGAGUUGGUUGGAAUUCAUGCCGAGUUGAUUAUGUUGGAGAAACACUUGAAUGAAGCACUUCAAAGUAUUGACGAUGUGAGUCGACCACCAACCGAAGCCGUCAUUGGACACAUUCAAACACCCAUUGAAAGCAUUCAACAGUGCCAACGUCAAAUGGAAACUGUUGCGACCGCAACUCAACAUGCGACCAUUGUGCAAAUGCAAAAACCUUUGAACGAAUUGGAAGCGAGUAUUCAAUGUUUGGGUGGAUUUAUUGCUGAAAAUCCACUGCAACACAUAUCACGCAAUACAAACGAGAUUCAAUCGUUUAUCGCCGAUUUACAAAAUAUUGAAUCACAAUUGUUCUUCGCUAAAGAAUCGUUAAAUGCAAACGCAGAGAAUGAACUAGUCCGAGAACUUGUGACGGCAGUCGAUUUGGUGAAAGCACAACUAUCUGAAGUGCAAAAUUCCAUUCAGUUUGCAGAAUCGAUUCAUCCGCUAUUGAUCACAAAAUCAAUUGAUUCAAUCAGUGCACCAGUUUCGAAUUUGAGCGCAACACUUGAGAAAAUGUCAAAUUGUGAAAAUAUCGGUGAUGUACUGAAAUUAUCAUCGAGGGCACCACAGCUAAAAGUGGAUCCGCCACAGGUUCAAUUUCAAAAUAUUUUGGAAAUGAUUGACAGCGCGGGUGAAUUGCAAAUAGAGAAUAACAGCAUAUCGAAACUAUUGACGGAAAUUCAUGCUAGUGUAAUCGAGCUUAAGAAUUUCGAUUUUACAUCCAGCGACAACUUAAAAUUCGAUAAACAUAUCGUCGAAUUGAAAACGUGUUUGAAUGCUUUCAUUCAGCAGGAAAAGUGUGCGGAAAAUAUGAGCAAUCAGUUGAAUGAUCUCAAAAAUAAUAUCAUACAAUUGGAAAAGUAUCGUGUCAUUCGAUUGGACGGCAUUAAUGAAGUAUGUCAAAUAUUUGCCGAAAUGCAGCAACCAUUAAUGCAAAUUCUUCAAACAUUGCAGCCACAAACUCCAGUUGAGCGCGUACCGACUGAACAAACGAAAAAAGACAAGAACGAUCUCCAAGUGGAAGUAAAUGACUUGCUUCGCAAAUCCGAAGAAAAGCGCUUAACUCCCGACGAAGAGGAUCAAUUGAAUUCACUGUUGGCUCAAAUAAAUUUGCUUGACGUCAAAAUUCAUGACACCGUAUUCGAUGCAAAAAUUAUCAACGAAAGCACCGCCGAUAUCAUUGAGCAGCUAAAAGCGGACUUGGAAACACGAGAUGAGCUUAAAAAAAACGUCGAUUCAGAAAGUGCUUCAGACGAAGCCGCGGAAUCGAGGCCCAAUGAGAAAUUUAACGAAAAUACACCAAUUGACCGAAACAGUGAAAUUGAUCAGGAACAACACCGUACAGAAACGGAAAGUAUGUUAGACGACGACACAAUCGGUAGCCAAUCGGCAACACACGAAAAUCAAUUAGAAAAAGCUGAAGAGCUUAGAUUGGGACACCAAUUCAAUUUUAUCGACGAAACAAAUAUAUUUGAAGCCGAAUUCAAUGCAAGUCUUCGAGCACUUUAUUUAAGCAUUGAAGCAAUUGCAAAAGAAAGUGGUGAUGCACCAAACGAAAUUCAUCAACAACAAAACUAUCAACCAUUAUCCCAACCGAUUUCAUACAUUCAACAAACAAUGGACUCAAUUCAAGAAUCACAUACCGUCGAUUUGCAAACACUUUCAUACCUUUUAUCGGAUUUAAAACAGUCCAUCGAAUCGUGUUCGGGUGCUGUGAGCGAAGCCAACCAAAUCGAUUUAUGUGCAUUGGAAAAAUGCGUGAAUGAGGUCAUUGUCAGCGCACGAGACAUGAUCAGACCACCAAUCGAAGCGGUUAUGAUUCAUUUGCAGCAACCAAACGAAAAACUCGAGAAAUGUUUACAAACAGCAUUGCAUUCGACAAGCGUAAUCAAUGAACUACAAACACCAUUGAACGAUUUAAAAACUAGCAUCGCACAUUUGACGGAAUUCAUUGUAAAAGAUCCGUUGCAAAAAAUUUCAAGAAAUACACCCAACAUUCAACAGUUAAUUGCUGAUCUUCAAACAAUUGAAUCACAAUUGUUUUUCUUGCAACAAAAUUGCCAAGAAUCAAAGGCAACACCGUUGCAUUCGGAACUGGCCAAUAUUGUGCUUGAGGUGAAAAAUCAAUUAACACACGUUGAAAAUACGAUUCAAUAUUCGGAAGACAUACAUCCGCUACUGCUGACGAAGGCCAUUGACAUGUUGUCGGUGCCAUUGGAACGUUUGAAUACAGUUUGCGAACAAAUUAACACAUUCAUCGCAAGUGGUGAAAGUACCAGCGAAGUGGUAUUGGGCGCAGUCGAAAAAGUGACCAUAGUUGACAAUGUACAACAAGCAACCGUUGCAAAUAUUACAGACACCGCAAUCGAAGAAGAACCGAUUGCCUCUCAGCCAACUACAUUGAAGUCGGACAGUGACAUUUUACACGAUGAAUUCUUGUCAAGCUCAAAAGAUCUACGAAAUUGCGUAACUAUGCUCUUGAAUGGGCAAUUGCUUACACUUAGCCCAUACAAAGUGCUGUCGAGAUCAUUGGGUCAUCUGGCGAAAAUCUUGGAUAAAACACAAAAUACGGCCGAAGAAAUUCAAGAGAUCGCCAAUCUUUUGUGGGACUUAAAAGAAAAAUUGGAUUCAAUAAAUCCGGAAAUAUUAGCCGAAACCAAUCCAGAAAUAGCUGAAGCCGCAUAUGGUGAGCUUAUGUCUUUGGAAAAGAAUCUAAACGAUACAUUGGGUUGUGUCGAAGAUAUGAAUGUGACACCAAUUGAAGCUGUCAUUGCUCACUUAGAAAAACCGAUUCGAAUGAUUGAAUCUUGUUUGAAUCUGGUGAAACAAACAUCAUCCAAAGCGAAUAUUAGAGAUAUCGAGCGACCACUAAACGAAUUAAAAACAAGCAUGUGCAUAUUGGGCGCAUACAUUUUACGCGAUCCAUUAGAGCAUAUCUCAAGGAAUUCGGUCGAAAUUCAAAGUUUCAUCGCCGAACUGCAAAGUAUUGAAUCGCAACUAUACUUUAAGCAAAGUGAAAUAGCCCAAGCAUCUGCCGUACCAUUCAACAAAGAACUAUCGGAUUCAAUUGCCAUGACAAAAUUACAAAUCACAGACAUUCAAAACGAAAUACAAUAUGCAGAAACUACACAUCCAAUUCUGAUAACCAAAACUGUAGACAAACUGUGCAAACCAUUGGAAUUGGUGCAUAUGAUUAUAGAGAAUAUUCAUCAAAUUUUGGGCGACGAUGAACCAAUCCAAGAGCAAAAACCUGAAGCGAAUAUUACGUCACCGGAAACUAAAUUCUCCAUUGCAAAGCAAACAGAAGACGAAUUCUCUGGCGAAAUUCUGGAAAUGGCUGAAAAUAUCGAUGUAGCACACAGAGAAAUUGAAGCAAAUAUUAUCGAAUCGGAUGAACUUGGUAGUAUAGCAGGUCAACAAACGGCUGUAAUUGAUUCGGCCGAUGACGUAAGGAGUUUGUCAAUCAGCGAAAUUGGUGAAAGUUCACAAGUUGAAGAAAUUAUCACUUCAGAGCACAUCACCAAGGAAGAUCAAGUACAAGAAAUAAAUCCAACUGAUUUAUCCCAGAGCGAUACUCAAGAUGAACUUUCGCAAGCCCAAAUUGAGCAUGCUGUCGUUAUUGAAGAGGAAAAAUCACAUUUGGUUUUGACUGAGCAAGACAAUGCAGGUAAACAGGUUAAAUUUGAAGACAAUAUCGAUACUUCUGGAGAUACGGUACAAUUAACCAAAGAAGAAUUGAGUGAAACUGUUGAGACUUUGAUAGAGAAUGUACUUUCACAAGCUCAGAGUGUUCAACAUGCCACUGUAGAAGAAGAGAAAUUAUCAGAGUUGUUGAUAAGUGAACAAUUGCAAGAGCUACAACAAGAUCAGUUACAGGAGAUUUCAAAGGAACAAGACCCAAAACAAGGUGAUGUUGUAAGCACUGAAGAUGUUGAACAAUUGACUAAACAGAACUUGACCAACAUUUCUGAACAUGAACCGAUUCAAAUCGAGCAAAUUGCCAUUGUGGAAGAGCAAAAGUCACAAGAGGUGUUGAUUACUGAACAAAAACAAGAAUCCGCAAUUGAAGAGGCGGAUAUUGACAGAAUUGAUGAAGGUUCUCAAGAAAUAGUACAAUUGGAUAAACAAGAAUUGAGCGAAUCUGUAGAUACUUCAAAGGUAGAUGAAUUACGGCAGGCGCAAACUGAACAAGUGGCCAUUGUGGAAGAAGAAAAACCAAAAGAUAUUACGGUAGGUGAAGAAGACCAAGAGUCAAAAGAAACUGUCCUUGAUGGAUAUCCUGAAGUUACCGAAGAUAUUGAGACAAUAUCAAAAGAAAAAUUAACAGAAACUGCUCAGAUGUUGGUCGACGAUCAACUUUCGCAAACACAAACCGAAGAAGUCGCCAAUCUUGAAGAAGUUAAAUCACAAGAAGAACUUAAACAAGUUGAUGUAGAAAGUUCUGUCCAGGUUUCUGAACAAUUAACUGAAGAAAACUUGGACGAGCUAGCGCAAAUUUCAAGGGCUGAUGAUUUCUCGCAAGCUCAAAAUGCUGUUGUCGUUGAAGAAGAAAAAUCACAUUUGGCCUUAACUGAGCAAGAUCAAGAACUUAAAGAGGUUAAAUACGAAGAAGCUGUUGAUAUUUCUGAGGACGUGGCGGAAUUAACCGAAGAUGAAUUGACUGAAACUGUUAAGACUUUGAUAGAGGAUGUACUUUUGCAAGCUCAGAGUGUCGAAAUUGCUGCUGUAGAAGAAGAAAAGUCACAAACAGCGUUGAUUAGUGAACAAAAACAAGCAAAAGCACUCAAACAAGUUAAAUUUGAAGAAGCUGUGGAUAUUUCUGACGACGCGGCGCAAUUUACCAAAGAAGAAUUGACUGAAACUGUUAAGACUUUGAUAGAAGAUGUACUUUCGCAAGCUCAAAGUGCACAAAUUGCAACUGUAGAAGAAGAUAAAUCACAAGAGAUCUUGAUCAGUGGUCAAGAACAGCAAGAACUAAAAGAAGCCGAAACUGUAGGUAGUUCACAAGUUUCUGAAAAUGUUGAUCAUUUGGUCACAGAAGAAAUGAUCGAAACUGCUCAGAUUUCAGAAGGAGAUACACUUGUACAAGCCCAAACCGAGCAAAUUGCUAUUGUGGAAGAAGAAAAAUCACAAAAGGUAUUGUUCAGUGAACAAGCAGAAGAACUUAAGCAAGCUGAGGUUGGGUCCACUAAUGAGAUUUUGGAAGAUGUACAUCAAAUUACCAAAGAAGACUUGACCGAAACUGCUCACAUUUCUAACGAAGAUGCACUUUUGCACGUUCAAACCGAGCAAGUCGCUAUUGUGGAAGAAGAAAAACUACAAGAUGUUUCACUCAGUGAACAAAAUCUGGUUGAAGAAUCAAUUGCGGAGCCUGUACACACUGAACAAGUUGCCAUUUUGGAAGAAGAAAAACCACAAGAAGUAUUAAUCAGUGAAAUAGAAUCAAUCGAAGCUGAACGAUCUGCUGAAACUGCUGAGCAUGUAGUACAAGAGACCAAAGAGAAAUUGGAUGAAACUGAUCAAAUUACGAAUGAAGAAGAAUUAUCUCAGAGCGAACAAGUCGCUAUAGUCGAUGAAGAAAAAGUACAAGAGGCUUUGGUUAGUGAAGAAAAACUGGAUCAAGCAGAAAUCACAGACACUUCUGAGGUUUCGAAAGACAUUAAGCAAAUUGCCAAGGAAACACUAAGCGAAACUGCUCAGAUCUCUGAUGACAGUGAACUUUUGGAAGCCCAUACCGAGCAAAUCGUUGUUGUGGAAGAAGAAAAACCACAAUCUAUAUUGAAUAGUGAACAGAAACACACAGAAGAUCUUAAAAAGGUCACAUUUGAAGAAGCUGUUGAUAUUUCUGAAGACGCGGCGGAAAUAACCAAAGAAGAAUUGACUGAAACUGUUAAGACUUUGAUAGAAGAUGUACUUUCACAAGCUCUGAGUGUCGAAAUUGCCACUGUAGAAGAAGAAAAUUCACAAGUAGCGUUGAUUAGUGAACAAAAACCGGCAAAAGCACAUAAACAAGUUAAAUUUGAAGAAGCUGUGGAUAUUUCUGAAGACGCGGCGCAAUUAACCAAAGAAGAAUUGACUGAAACUGUUAAAACUUUGAUAGAAGAUGUACUUUCACAAGCUCAGAGUGUCGAAAUUGCCACUGUAAAAGAAGAUAAAUUACAAGAGAUCUUGAUCAGUGGUCAAGAACAACAAGAACUAAAAGAAGCCGAAACUGUAGAUAGUUCACAAGUUUCUGAAAAUGUUGAUCAUUUGGUCACAGAAGAAAUGAACGAAACUGCUCAGAUUUCAGAAGAAGACACACUUGUACAAGCCCAAACCGAGCAAAUCGCUAUUUUGGAAGAAGAAAAAUCACAAGAGGUGUUCGUCGGUGAAGAUAAAGAAGCAAAUCAACUCAAACAGCCUGAUGACGAAAGCGCUGAUGAUUUCUCACAAGCUCAAAGUGCUGUUGUCGUUGAAGAAGAAAAAUCACAUUUGGCCUUGACUGAGCAAAAGCAGGAACUUAAACAGGUUAAAUUUGGAGGUACAGUCGAUGUUUUUGAAGACGAAGAGGAACUAACCAAAGAAGAAUUGACUGAAACCGUUCAAACGUUGAUAGAUGAUGUUCUUUCACAAGCUCAGAGUGUACAAGUCGCUGUCGUGGAAGAAGAAAAGUUAGAAGAAGUCAGUGAGGAAAAACAAGAAUUGAAUCUCAAGCAACCGGUAUCAAAAGAUCUUUCUGAGAUUUCUGAAGACGUAGACCAAUUGACCGACACCUUACAGAUUUCGGAAGUGGAUGAAUUAUCUCACAUUCAAACUGAACAGGUCACUGCUAUAGAAGAAGAAAAACUACAAGAGGCUAGUGUGCCAGAAUCAGAACCGGAACUUAAAAACGUUCAAGUCAAAGAUACGCCUGAUGUUGUUGAAGACAUCAAUCAAUUGGCCAAAGAAAACUUAACACAAACUGCACAGACACUAAACGAAGAUGAAUUGUCGCGGGCUCAAAGUGAACAAGUUGCCAUCGUGACGGACGAAAAAUUGCAAGAUGUUUCGAUUAGUGAACAACAAGAGAUACAAACAGGCUUGACCGAACCGGCAUACAUUUCAGAAGAACGUGAACAGAUUCAAAUUGAACAGAUCGCUAUUGUUGAAGAAGAAAAACUACAAGUUGCUUCGGUUAGUGAACAAACCGAAAUCGCAGAUGAACAUCCACAGUCUCAAAGUGAGCAAGUUGUCGUAGUUGAUGAUGAAAAAAUACAAGAUGUAUUGAUAAGUGAACCAAAACAUGCAGACAAACUUGAGCAGGCUGAAACUCAAUUGAUUUCUGAGGAUUCUGAAGACUUGAAGCCCAUUUCCAAAGAAGAAUUGUCAGAAAUAGCACAGAUUUUAGAAGAGGAUAAACUUUCGCUAACUCAAGCAGAACAAGUUGCUAUUGUAGUGGAAGAAACGUCACAUAAACUUUCGGUUACGGAAAAAAACCCAGAACAAGAGCUCAACGAAGCCAAGAUUGAGAGCAGUUCUGUUGUAUCUGAAGAUACAGAACAAUUAACUAAAGAAGACUUGACUCAAACUGCUCAAGUUUUGAAGCAAGAUGAACUGUCACAAGUUCAAGUCGAACAAAUCGCAAUUUUAGAAGAAGAUAUUUCACAAGUGGUCUCGAUUAGUGAAGAAAAGCCAGAACUUGAGCUAAAAGAAGCCAAAGUCAAAGGCACUCUUGAGAUUUCCGAAGAUGUUGAGCAUUUGGCCAAAGAAGAAUCGUUUGAAACUGCUAAUAUAUCAAAAGUGGAUGAUCUUUCGCAAAUACAAAGUGAACAAGUUGCGGUUAUAAAAGAUGAAAGGUCACAUGGGGUUUUGAUAAGUGAGCCUGAAAUCAAAGAAGCUGAAAUCAAAGAAACUAUUCCCGAUUCUCAAUAUGUGGAGCAAUUGGUCGCAAAAGAUUUGCCCGAAACUGUUCAGAUUUCAGAUGAAGACGAACUUUCACAAGCACAAACUGAACUGCAAGAGGCCUUAAUCAGCCAACAAAAACAAGAAUCUGAACUCAACAAAGAUUCUGAAGACAAAAGACCUCAAAGGUAG
Contarinia nasturtii (swede midge) is the source of this 15898-nucleotide messenger RNA. Its product is annotated as titin-like. Bases 368 to 15898 code for a protein of 5176 amino acids. NCBI's taxonomy places the organism in Eukaryota, Metazoa, Arthropoda, Insecta, Diptera, Cecidomyiidae. The transcript has 8 exons. The record is from RefSeq and is a predicted model, not a curated record. Gene Ontology annotation, biological process: phosphorelay signal transduction system.